AUGAAUAAAGCAUCUUCCAUCGCCAAAGCAGCAUCGUCGGAAGUAUCAGCAAAAUGCGGUAAUCUUAUGUCGUGGCUGAAACGGAAGGAAGUUCCCUUGGAAAAGGAAACUGCAGCAAAGAUUUCACUUGUUGAGGAGAAAGAUGCUUCAGAAUCAGGGAAAGAAGAUGUUAUAUCUGUGCGACAAGGAUCAGUAGAGUAUCUAAAAAAUCUGGUUGAAGAUAUUGGUUGGCGAAGAGUGCUUUUGGUUGAGUUUCGGAAGGAAUAUAUGGAUAAAAUUGUUAAAUUUUUGCAAAUGGAAAAAGAAAAGGGAGUGAAGAUUUUUCCACCGCAGCAUCAAAUUUUCAAUGCCUUUAACCUUACUCCACUCAAACAAAUUCGCGUUGUUCUCAUAGGUCAAGAUCCCUAUCACGGCGAGAACCAGGCACAUGGACUAUGCUUCUCAGUUUGCAAAGGUGUCAGACUCCCACCCUCACUUAUAAAUAUCUACAAAGAACUGAAGAUGGAUAUACCGAACUUCAAAGUUCCCGACCAUGGCUGUCUCGAGUCUUGGGCGCACCAGGGUGUCUUUAUGUUGAACGCUACUCUGACUGUUGAAGCUCAUCGACCAAAUUCGCAUAAUCAUAUCGGAUGGCAGAAAUUCACUGAUGAAGUUAUUCGCAUCAUUUCACGUGAAUGUAAAGGAAUCGUCUUUUUGCUUUGGGGGGGAUUCGCUCAUAAGAAGGAAUAUAUAAUUGACAAGAAAAAGCACAUUGUUAUCAAGACUGCACAUCCGUCUCCACUAAGUGCGCGUAUGUUUUUCGGUUGCAAAUGUUUUUCGAGAACGAAUGAAGCGCUGGUGAAACUUGGACAACCAGCUAUUGAUUGGAGCACAUUCUGA
Molecule: messenger RNA, 879 nt
Organism: Loa loa (African eye worm)
Lineage: Eukaryota; Metazoa; Nematoda; Chromadorea; Rhabditida; Onchocercidae
Product: uracil-DNA glycosylase
Exons: 7
Coding region: 1-879 (292 amino acids)
Biological process (GO): base-excision repair; base-excision repair, AP site formation via deaminated base removal
Cellular component (GO): nucleus; mitochondrion
Molecular function (GO): uracil DNA N-glycosylase activity
Source: RefSeq, a predicted model, not a curated record